UUGCAUCUUCACUCUGAGCCAGAAUGGAAGGUCACCGUUAUAUGCUACUUCACUCUGCAAGCAUAAUACUGGCCAUCGCUAGCCAGCUAUUUUCUGAGACCUUUCACGUACUAGGAUUAGAACUUAAAACAUCUGAUGGUUUGUACAGGAACUCACCAGCCAUAGUUUCUGAGACGUUCCCUCUGGACGUGGCCAUGGACAGGUGGGCAAGGUACACCUGGAUCCUGGUCCAGGCCUGGAAUGCUGCCUGGCUCCUGCACUCUGCCUUCACCGUGUUCAAAAGGAAUACUUUCAGCCCCUUGUGCUACAACCCUGAGAUCCAUCCCCCAGCAUUCUUCCUCAUGUGGGUUGUGAUUAACGCUGCAAGGAUUGGUGGGAUGUUUCUAUGGGACAAGCAGGAUCUUCUGGGAACUCUGUUUUUCAAGUUGAUGGUGCCGUUCCUAAGCUUCUUCAUGCUGUAUAUGUCCUACUGCAACUUGUACCGUCACAGAGCAUGGCUGGCCAUCAACAACCCUAAGGAGGUCUGGUGCACACGCUAUUUGACCCAGAACGGGCUGGUGAUGUUUGCCUGGUGGACCCUCCUGGAGACCCUGGUGUGUUUGGGGGUAGUCUUGAAGCACAAGGCUGGUCUGCAGGACCCAAUGGUCAGCUCUGUGGUCCUGAUAUUAAUCCUACUGGGGAUGAUGCUCUGGUUUGCUAUUCAAAUACUUUUCCUCUCCAAGUAUAUCCGCUACACCUUCACCGUCUACCCAGUCUUGGUUUUGGGCUUGGGGGCUAUGUUCACCAGGGGCUACCAUGUCCACAACCUAGCCCCCAAUACUGUCUACUGUGGUGUCCUCAUGCUCACAGCGACCGUCCUGAACUGUGUGCUCCUGAUUGCUGCUUGCUUCUACACUGAUGAGGCCUCCGAUUCCUCUGACACACAUCCCCACCCCCCACUUGACGGGUGUAAGACUGUGUGCCAGCAAGUUGGCGCAAACAGCAAGGAAUUUGCCAUCGCCAAUCCAGUUUACUGCCAGAAUUAAGGAACAAGUUACCUUGGAUUAAAUGAUGCGCCUCUUUUGUGGCAAGGUGAAACCUUGUACCAAGUUGUUAUGUGUAAUGCACCUCACAGAAACUACCAACAGGGGGCAGCAUAUCAAUAAGACAACUUUGCUGAAUGGAAAAAAGCAUUUACUGUGUGUAGAAAUAGACCCCUCCAUUUGACAGGUGCUUAACAUUCAGAACCAUGCUGCUCUAUCUACUCUGAUUCCGUAUAGUUAGGACUCUUUAAGCUCCUCCAUCCCAUCAUGCUAAGGACCAGCAUGUUCUAGUACUGAAACGUUUGUCUGCAUUUAAGUCAGCUUCCAAGAGAACAGCUUAACCUUUGUUGAGGAAACACAUGAAUGACUGUCUGACAGAGUGUAAAAAUCAUGCUUUGAGAUGGAAGCUGUUUGCUACACUCUACACAUACAGUACUUCUGCUUUGUCGAUGCGAGAAACAAUUUGUUCUGACAGCUGCUGGCAGUGUCGGCUUUAUGAGCUGCGUGAGCUCAUGC
Hypomesus transpacificus is the source of this 1538-nucleotide messenger RNA. RefSeq lists its product as uncharacterized. The transcript is spliced from 7 exons. The coding region runs from base 24 to 1025 and encodes 333 amino acids. Lineage: Eukaryota; Metazoa; Chordata; Actinopteri; Osmeriformes; Osmeridae. The record is from RefSeq and is a predicted model, not a curated record.